This is a messenger RNA of Trichophyton benhamiae CBS 112371, 2976 nucleotides long. RefSeq lists its product as uncharacterized. The transcript has a single exon. Gene Ontology annotation, molecular function: protein binding. The record is from RefSeq and is a predicted model, not a curated record. NCBI's taxonomy places the organism in Eukaryota, Fungi, Ascomycota, Eurotiomycetes, Onygenales, Arthrodermataceae. Bases 1 to 2976 code for a protein of 991 amino acids.
AUGUUCAAAACUUUUGCUGCCAGCACCUUCAUCGUGCUGGCAGCAGCAGCAGAUUUACCAUACAACCCUUCAUCCUUGUGGGUGUCUACCACCGCCGAAAAUCACACAGUUGCCUAUUACAUAUCGUCGACAUCCAAUGAGGUUAGGUUUCAAUACAUCAACCUCACCAGGUCAUUCGAUGCCGUAUCGCCGUCCUUCUCGAACAUCGCUCCGCCUCCCUUCUCUCCCAACGAUGCAAAGUCGAUAAUUCCUAUUGUGGACCCAGAGGGCAUCCCUACAAUCUAUGCGGGGGAUUGCCGGUCUUCCAAGGCCGAAGUUUGGCGGUUUGAAACUGAAAAUGCAAAAGACACAGGUGAUAUGAAUGGGAAAUGGCUCAAGUCUGCGAUUCAGCAAAAGAAAGUUAGAAGUGGCAUACCAUGGAGGGGUCCAAACUAUCUCGCAGCCGGGAUUGGAUUCUCGACCCCGGAAAGUGAUUCAGCUCCUGAUAUUUACGUGUUUGCCGGGAUGUGCCCAACCGACGAAAGGAGACACAGGUCCUGGAUAGCAGACGCUGAGUACUCCAGGAAUAUGACCUAUCUCCAAACGGAAAUGUCUUCUCCUAGUCCAGACUACAACAUCGAAGCGUUAUCCAUUAGAUCUCCUCCCGUGGCCGAGGCUGGUUUCAGUAUGACCCCUCUUGUACCUGCAUACUCAAAUUCAUCAACUGGUGCGAGGUUGCGUCACCAGAGCUUCGUUCUCGCUGGUGGCCAUACGCAAAGCGCAUUCGUCAACAUGUCACAGAUAGCGCUAUUUUCCCUCCCUGAGGAGAGUUGGAGCUACGUUACAGUCAACCAAGCAUUGAGUGAUUCAUCCCAGGCAAGGUUACCAGAAGGUAUAUCCGGAAUUGAGCCACGAUCUGGUCAUACAGCAGUCCUUACUGCAGAUGGCAGCAAAAUUGUCAUCUUCGGGGGUUGGGUUGGGGACACUUCCGUGCCUGCACAACCCCAGCUAGCUAUCCUUGACAUCGGCGAGGAUUAUGGAGGUUCUGGCGACUGGACAUGGAAAAUCCCAAAGAGCUCGCCAGACGGACUCCCUGAAAAUACAGGAGUGUUUGGUCAUGGAGCUGCCAUGCUUCCCGGCAAUGUAUUGCUUAUAACUGGAGGAUACAAAAUACCACCCCGGUCGUUCAAAAGGUCGAGCGAUGAGUUUGUAGCUAACGACCAGACCUUUCUCUUCAACACCAGUUCUGGAACUUGGGUUACAUCAUAUACUCCCCCAGAUAUUGCUUCUGUUCCAAACGAACACCAGAGAGGGCCCCUCUCUACAACAUUGCAGAAAGUCGGCCUUGGGGUAGGCAUUGGUAUUGGGGUUCCAAUUGUUGCUUUGGCUGCUGUUCUUGUUUUCUUCGUCUGCCGCAAUCGACGCGCCCGUGAGCACCGUAAAGCCCGCGAACAAACACUCCGGAGCCUUGCAUUAGGUGCUGAACGGCCUCAUUUUGAAGCACCCGAUCAGCAAAUGAUGCAGAUAGACUCUGCUCAGCAAUACGGGUUUGGUGGAUAUAGCGAUAUCCAAAAUUCUCCAUUUGCAGCGGAAAGGACGGGCCUCUUGGUAGACAACCCAAGUCCAACUAGAGGCUUGCGGGCUAGUGUACGAUCUCGAGGUUACCAGCCAGGCAUUCUGCAGGAUGACCCAAGACGAAAUAUCAAAUUCUCCCAAAUCCAGCCCAUUGAUGAAGGAGAGGAAUACGAUGCUAUUCAGCCAGUUCCAGCAGGGGCGGCUGGGUGUCGAGAUAGCAAGUGUUCUAACAACUCGGAUCCUUUCAAGGACCCUCCUUCCCCAACCAAGGACUGCUUCCCAUCCCUUGUGCCAGAGGAUCAGUCUAGAUCGCACGCCAAUGAUGAGAACAUACACGAAUGGGUACAUACGCUGAGCUCUGAGAAACUAGAGAAGCCUCCUAGUAUCACAUCAGAAAAGCAAGACCGCACGCUCUCCAACCUAUCUGGCACCUCAGGCACUUCAUCAUCCUCACAUCGUACGAAUCCAAAGUUGUUAGAUCGUUCAGUGUCACAGAGGUCCAAUUUUGGCAACCCAUCCAACUUCGGUAGCUCGGAAAGGGGGCACACAGCCGAUUCUGACAGAGCAGUUCCUGGACGAGUUGCCUUGUCCGGCAGACCAUCCUCCCAGCUCUCCUACGCUCAGCUACAGGCAGAAGGGUCCUCUCUGUUAGGUACUAACCCCUCAUGGAUGCCUCAACAAGACCCAAAUCAACCUGCAGACCAACGCCAGGGGCCUAUAACUUUAGAGCUAGCAGGGACCAUUCGGCGAGUUCUUGGCUCGUUAAGAAAAUCAGAAACAUCUGGAGGCUCGAAUAAAGCACCUAACCAGGCAGAGUCCCGCGCAUCAAACCAGCGGAGUUCAAGCACAAGCCCAACAAAAAGCUUCUACAGUUUACCGGACGAAGAGAAUCCGGGUUAUUUGGAAAUCGUACAAGGAACGUCACAGCGUCCCCAUCGAGCAGUCAGCACAAGCUCUUCAGUCCUCAGGCGCAAACAAGGUGCCAAAGAUUGGAAUGCAAAGCGCAAAUCGGGAGACAGUUCAAUAUUACGACAAGGGAAACCCCGGUAUGAGUCUUCAUCCGCCGAGGUUGGAAGUGCAGUAGGGGGCGCAAGCUUCAGAAGUAGUGAGGAUGAUUAUGACUUUGACGAUGAAGACUGGGAUGUCGAGGCAGCUGCUGAGGGACGAGUGGUACAGGUUACAUUUACUGUGCCGAAGGAAAGGCUGAGAGUUGUCAACGCCGGUGCAGGGGAUACCAUUGACGAUGAUGAUGAACGCGACGAAGACAAGAAAAUGAAACAAAAGCAAGUCGACACCAAUGAUAAUGAUCAUGAGAAAGGUAAAGGGAAGGGAUUAAUCCCAGUUUCUGAAUCUAUGAGGUCUAUCGAUGAUGUGUUUACAGAUGCCCCUGAGGAGAGCAGUGAAACGCCAACAAAACAGUAG